This is a messenger RNA of Baudoinia panamericana UAMH 10762, 876 nucleotides long. RefSeq lists its product as uncharacterized. Gene Ontology annotation, biological process: 'de novo' UMP biosynthetic process; 'de novo' pyrimidine nucleobase biosynthetic process. Bases 1 to 876 code for a protein of 291 amino acids. Gene Ontology annotation, molecular function: orotidine-5'-phosphate decarboxylase activity. NCBI's taxonomy places the organism in Eukaryota, Fungi, Ascomycota, Dothideomycetes, Mycosphaerellales, Teratosphaeriaceae. The transcript is spliced from 3 exons. The record is from RefSeq and is a predicted model, not a curated record. Gene Ontology annotation, cellular component: cytosol.
AUGCUUUCCACAGCACAGCGGCAUUCCAGCAGCUCCAAGACGUACGGAGAGCGUUCAGAAGACCCGGAUCUCACACCUCUGGCUCAAUAUCUUCUGCGACUGAUUCACCUCAAGCAGACCAAUCUCUGCGUGUCCGCAGACGUCCAUACGACAUUGGAGCUAUUGCAGCUCGCCGAGGAUGUCGGCGACUAUAUCUGUGUGCUGAAGACGCACGCCGACAUCAUCGAUGACUUUGGGGACAAGACUAUACGAGGCCUCAAUGAAGUCUCCCGACGGAAGAAGUUUCUCAUCUUUGAGGACAGAAAGUUCGGAGACAUUGGGAGCACGCUACAACAUCAAUACACACGCGGACCACUGGCCAUAGUCAAGUGGGCGUCCAUUGUGAAUGCUGCGCUAUUCCCAGGCCCCGCAGUCAUUCCUGCACUUGCAGAUGCGGCGAGGAGGGCGAUACUGGCCCACAAUACAUCAAUGGCUGAGCUUGGCCCUCCGCCUUACUUCAGAGCGCUACUGCUUCUGGCGCAGAUGUCAUCAGCUGGCAAUCUCUUCACCCCGGAGUAUACCCAGCAGUGCUUACAUCACGCUCGGCAAAACAAGAAUUUCGUCAUGGGUUUCAUCGCUCAGCAGUCACUGAAUAAAGAGGCCGACGACAACUUCAUUACCAUGACUCCCGGAGUGCAGCUGUCUGCUGGCGGCGAUUCGAUGGGCCAGCAAUACAACACGCCCCAGAAAGUCAUCGGGGAGCAGUGUAGCGAUAUUAUAAUCGUCGGGCGUGGCAUACUCGCUGCGCGUGAUAGACGAAGAGCAGCGCAUGAGUACAGAAAGCAAGGAUGGCUUGCCUAUCAAGAGCGGGUGAGGUCUGCUAGGAAGAAGCGGUAG